GGCAUAUACACUUAGCCCAAUAGAGACUCAUAGUCAAACUAGCUAAUGAUAGAGCAUUAGAGCAAGGAAACGGUUGUCAAAAUACUGUUAGGAUUGGGAUUAGCGUUGCUUUAAAAGGCAAGAAAUAGGUGUAACGUCUACACGCAUGCACUAUCUCUCUCCUUUUCAUCUCCCACUACAUUUAUCUUCUCUCUCUCUGUCUCCACGUUUCUCGCCAACAAAACCAACAAACAGACUCCCUCUCUCUCUCUCACACAUCUUAUAUUAUUAACCUAAUUAAAUCGAAGACGAAUCUCUGAAUCUCCGGCGACAUAUUUCAAACAAAGCUCGAGCACCGGAGGAAGAAGAACAAAAAAAGAAUAUGUGUUGUGGACGGGUUUGCAUGCUGUGCACGUGUUUGCUUUUGGUUGUGAUCGCGAUUGGGUUUUUAUUCGGAUUCGGAGUGUUCAAGGAUGGUUUCCACAAGAUCCAAGAGACCGUCCAUCUCGAAUGCGAUCCGAGGUUCGGCUGCGGCGGGGACGUUGGGCGUCGCGGUUAUGGUUUCCCAGCUCCCUCCGGUCAUUAACUAGCUGUCUGUCUCCUCGUAUUAAACUCUUUUGAAACCAGCGUCAUUGUCUUUGAAUGUGUUCGGUUCGGUCGGAUUUGGAUAUCUAUCGAUUAUUAGGAUUUAGUUUUUUUUUUUCGUUGUUGUUUUAAAUUUUCUUCCAUAAUAUGUUACCCGUUACAUUGAUUCUUCUUUUUGUAUUCUAAUGUUUCGUCAAUCGUCACUCAUCAGGUUUAGCUUUGUUAUUAUCAUUGU
Molecule: messenger RNA, 799 nt
Organism: Brassica napus (rape)
Lineage: Eukaryota; Viridiplantae; Streptophyta; Magnoliopsida; Brassicales; Brassicaceae
Exons: 1
Coding region: 362-565 (67 amino acids)
Source: RefSeq, a predicted model, not a curated record